This is a messenger RNA of Carica papaya (papaya), 569 nucleotides long. Lineage: Eukaryota; Viridiplantae; Streptophyta; Magnoliopsida; Brassicales; Caricaceae. The record is from RefSeq and is a predicted model, not a curated record.
UCAUUAAGCUUCGGUAUCAUCGAGCUUGAAACCGCCUCCUGAAUUCUGAUCAAGUGUCUUUGCUCUCUCAACUGUCUAUCCACAGGAAGAAGCUCGUUUCUUUUACUCCUGCUUUCUCUCUCUCUCUCUCUCUCUCAAAGAUGACUUCUCUUUCUAAUUCUUUGGUUCUAACGAAAAGUCCUCGAGCAGAUUUGUCAUCUGGCUAUUCUCUGAAGCCACUAGAUCAAUGUCUCGGAAGUGCCAGCCCUACGAACUUGUCUUUUAGUUUUAAUCGAGCUCGGAAAGUGCAGUUUUGUAACUCUAGGAGGUCACUCAAUGUUCAAGCUGCUUACAGUGAUAGUGGAAGGUCAAGCAGGGCAAGCAUAUUUGUUGGUGGUUUUGUUCUGGGAGGACUCAUCAUUGGUGCUCUUGGAUGUGUAUAUGCUCCUCAGAUCAGCAAGGCACUAGCCGGGACUGACAGGAAGGAUCUUAUGAGGAAGUUGCCUAAAUUUAUAUAUGAUGAAGAAAAGGCUUUAGAGGUUAGCCGUUGUGCUUAAAGUUCAUGGGACAGUAAAGGUUUCCAAGUAAAC